Molecule: messenger RNA, 1146 nt
Organism: Entelurus aequoreus (snake pipefish)
Lineage: Eukaryota; Metazoa; Chordata; Actinopteri; Syngnathiformes; Syngnathidae
Gene: cfap184
Product: cilia and flagella associated protein 184
Exons: 3
Coding region: 1-1146 (381 amino acids)
Biological process (GO): cilium assembly
Cellular component (GO): ciliary basal body; axoneme
Source: RefSeq, a predicted model, not a curated record
AUGGAUGAAGGGUUAGCAGAUAAGCAUGAAGACCAUAAUGGAGAAAGUCAAGACAAGUGGACUGAGGAUGUGGACCCUGAUGGAGAAGAUCCAGGCCAGCAGGAUACAAGAGAACCGUCUGAUAUCGUUGUUGUUGGGACACACGACCAGAACAAUGAAGAACCUUCAAAGCCUAAAGAAGAGAACAGAGAGACCUUCAGCACGUCCAUGAUGGAGGACACCAGCAAGCACAACAUGGACCUUGUCCAAGAGCUCCUGGAAGAGGAGGACAAGGUGAGCCAGCACAACAUGCUGCUGCAGGCCAAGCUGGCCUUUUACUUCAGCAAGAACACCCCCGAGCAAGAAGACCCCCAGGUGUGCACGCAGGACUACGACAGGUGCGUUAACCUCCUGGAGGACUGGGGGAGACAGCAUGCCGCCCAGCUGGUUAGCGCACAGCAACAGGAGGUUGAGCUGAGGCUGCACUGUCAAGAGGAGCAGGACAAGGUGGAGGACGAGUGGCGAGCGUUGUUGGCGCUUAAGAAGAAGCUGGCGGUGCCGUUGCUGAGUCGACGUUUGGGCCAAGAGGCGGCGCAGGCCAGAGUGGAAGCCACUCUGGAGUCUGAGCGUCUCGUUCGUGAGGAACUGAGGAGCCUCCGUGUGAAGCACGGCAGCCUGAAGAGCGCCGUGCGGCGUCUGGAGGCGGAGCUCCGUGACGAAGAGGACGAGCAGGCCGGGGAUCAUCUCCAGCUCCGGUUUGAGCAGCUGCUGGCCGACAAGAUGCAACAGAGAAAAGUCUUUGAGCAGAGGAGCCAAGAAGCCUUCAAGCUCCACAAGAAGAUGAAGCGGACCCUAGAGUUGCUGUCCAGCGCCAAGGAGAAGUUGCACCGGAGUCGCACGGAGGUCCUGAGCAAGCGCGAGCAGCUGGCCCAGCUGGACGCCACCAUGGCCGCCAAGAGGGACCUGCUGGCCAGGACCAAACGGGCCUGCAGCCGCCUGCAGAGGCACAACGCGGACCUGAAGCACGAUGCUGGGCUGCUGGGACACAGGAUGCUGCUGCGGGACUUUGGGAUCACCGCCGGCGCCUCAAAGCUGCUGCAAGACAAAGUGGACAAACUCCAAAGUCGACUGGAAGAAAUGCUUUCAACUAAAACAUCAAUAGCAUGA